This is a messenger RNA of Closterium sp. NIES-65, 435 nucleotides long. Lineage: Eukaryota; Viridiplantae; Streptophyta; Zygnematophyceae; Desmidiales; Closteriaceae. The record is from the annotation of a GenBank genome assembly.
AUGAUAAAAGCUAGCGGGGGCGCGGGCCUGGGCGACGGGCUGGGGCGGGCGCCUGGGCGACGGGCUGGGGCGGGCGCCUGGGCGACGGGCUGGGGCGGGCGCCUGAGCGACGGGCUGGGGCGGGCGCCUGGGCGACGGGCUGGGGCGGGCGCCUGGGCGACGGGCUGGGGCGGGCGCCUGGGCGACGGGCUGGGGCGGGCGCCUGGGCGACGGGCUGGGGCGGGCGCCUGGGCGACGGGCUGGGGCGGGCGCCUGGGCGACGGGCUGGGGCGGGCGCCUGGGCGACGGGCUGAGGCGGGCGCCUGGGCGACGGGCUGGGGCGGGCGCCUGGGCGACGGGCUGGGGCGGGCGCCUGGGCGACGGGCUGGGGCGGGCGCAUGGGCGACGGGCUGGGGCGGGCGCCUGGGCGACGGGCUGGGGCGGGCGCCUGGGUGA